Molecule: messenger RNA, 501 nt
Organism: Nelumbo nucifera (sacred lotus)
Lineage: Eukaryota; Viridiplantae; Streptophyta; Magnoliopsida; Proteales; Nelumbonaceae
Source: RefSeq, a predicted model, not a curated record
AUGCGCUGGGAGAUUGAGUUGAACGCUCCGGCCUCGAUGGAGGAGUUCCUUAACCAAGCGGCCAAGUUUAUGAAGGUCGAAGAGGCACUCAGAUCCCAACUAGAGAUGAGUGGCAAGCGGAAGAGGAUAGAAGAAGAGUCGGGGAGCAGUAAGCAAUGCCGAAAAAGCAAGUCACCAAGGCGCAGUAGGUCUCCUCGGAACCGACGUAAAGCAGCCGGUCUUCGGGACGACGUUCACACCCCCCCGGUCCAUAAUAGGAAUUACACCGCGUUGAAUGCAAAAAGGGGGGAGAUAUUGAUGCAGAUAAAAAUGGCCGAGUAUGUCAGAUGGCCACCUCUGAUGAGAGGUGACCCUGCUAACAAGAAUCCCAACAUGUAUUGCCACUUUCGUCGGGACAUUGGCCAUGAUACAAAGAACUGCCUUAACCUCAAGGAUGAGGUGGAGAAGCUGAUCCGCCGAGGGUACCUGAAGCAGUUCAUUAAGAGGGAAGACAGAGGCUGA